AUGAAUGCAUUGAUGUAUUGUGUCGUCUAUUGUUUGUAAAAUCGUCGAAUGCGUCGACGAGCGAACCACCUGAUGGACGGCGACGGCCCGUGAGUGCAUCGAGUGCGCGGUUGAAGCCGAAUUUCCCAAAAAUUUUGACCUGGCCGACGGACCACAGCGCUUGUUCCGACGGAAACUGUACUUUACACCGCUUUGAGUUUUGUGUGCGCCCGGCGAGCGAUAUCGAACUGAAAAACACAUCCAUUUCAAUCUAAUUAAAGUGUGUUUUUUGUGCGCAUCCAGGAACCACGCUGGAGGAGAGAAGUGACAGAGAAAAGGGGCACACGUCCCCGGAACUCUUAGCCAUGGCCGGGGCACAGGCGCUGGCUGCCAACUCGGGCACCGGCCGCCGCGUCGACUACGCUGCACUGCGCUGUGUAUCUUGAGCACCCGAGUUUACGAGGCACACCGCUUGCGAUGCUCGCGGCACAGUGCAACAAAUUGUCCAGUAAGAGUCCACCGCCACUGGCGGACGCCGCAGUGGGCAAAGGAUUCCAUCCGUGGAAGAAAAGCCCACAAGGUGCGCCAUCUCCCGGGUCGACUGGUGUGACUGCUACUAGUUCACUACCAGUGCAACGGUCAUCCGCGCCGAACACCACGUACGCGAGCCGUCCAGUCAUGACUUCUUGCUCAAGUGUUUCGACCGCCGGUUCGUACGGCAGCGAUCUCUAUUUCCCGGGAGCUACCACACAGCCUGCUGUAGCGGAUAACUCGCAUGUGCAUCACCAUCAGUCCUCGUUGUUGGGUAAAGUUGAAGGUGCAGCCACAGCACACCAUGCUGCACUUGGUAGUGUCUACUCACGACACCCUUAUGAAUCGUGGCCGUUUAAUACGAUGUCUGGAGCAACACACCACGGAGCUAUCAAGAGUGAUUCAGUGGCGUCCGCCAACACCUGGUGGGACGUACACUCAGCCACAGCGGGCAGUUGGUUGGAUAUGAGUGGAGCAGCCGGUAUGCAUGCACAAAUGGCUGCGGCAAACUACACCUCAGAUUAUUCGUCAUUAACGCAUUCUUUGGCCGCCUCCAAUCAUUUGCUAUCUUCUGGUCAGCAUUUACUGCAGGAUACCUACAAGUCCAUGCUACCUGGAGCUCAAAGUGUGGGAGCAUCUUUUGGACUACACACCACAGGAUCAGCACCUUCACCCACUUCAGGUGCUGCAAGUUUACCACCACAAGUACCCUCACCGCGGUCCCAAAGACGAUACACUGGUCGCGCAACAUGUGACUGUCCCAAUUGCCAGGAGGCGGAACGCCUCGGACCCGCAGGAGUACACCUCCGAAAGAAAAACAUUCAUAGUUGUCACAUACCAGGAUGCGGAAAAGUCUAUGGCAAGACCUCGCAUCUCAAAGCACAUCUCCGAUGGCAUACCGGUGAACGGCCCUUUGUAUGCAACUGGUUGUUCUGUGGUAAGCGCUUCACCCGCUCCGAUGAAUUGCAGCGACAUCUACGUACCCAUACUGGUGAGAAACGAUUCGCGUGUCCCGUGUGCAACAAACGCUUCAUGCGGUCCGACCACCUCGCUAAGCACGUCAAGACGCACAGUGCCAACGGCAAAAAGGGCAGUUCGGAAUCAUGCAGUGAUUCAGAAGAGAACAGCCAGAGUGAUAUGACCAACAAUGUCAACUCACCAGCGUCGAUAAACCACACACCACCACCGGUGCAAUCGCUCGGCGGGUUGGACCUCGUCACGGGCAUGGAGUCAAAACCACCGGGCCUGGUUUGAAAUCCGUGGGCCUCGCUCUACACGGCGGGUUAUCACUAAACAGGAGAGCGUCAAGCGGUUACCCUCUGCGCCGCAAACGAGUGAUUUUCAUUUCUAACUUUUAAAUAUAAACGCGAACUUAAUAAUUUAACAAUUGUUUGUAUUAUAUAAAUGAUGAAUGAAUGAUAUUGAUUUAUGGCUUGUAAAUAAUGCGUAACAUGAACGAGGAGAGCUUUAGAAUAUAAUAAUUGCAUGUCACCUGUUCUAUUUUGGCCUCGUUUUUAAAAUUAUAAUGUGAGAAAAUACACAUCUUGAAAAAUAUUCGCACAAUGCGUGCGAAUUGUGAGGAAAAAAAAACGAAAACAAAAACAGUUGAAUACUUAUACUCUGUAAAUAUUAUAAAUAAAUAUAUUAUAUUUAAUUUGAUUGUUCGUAUAAUGUUAUUAUAUGAAUGUAUACUUUGUAAUUACGGUGAUUGGCCGUUGAGAAACGUGUUUUAAUGAGUGUAACAUAUCAUACAUUAUAAUAAUACUGUUAAUAUGAAUAACGUAGUACGUCUAUUAGUGUGCAUAAUCCUUCUCUAAAUCACUAUUAUUCAAUGGAUUCAACUUUUUUUCUGUUGAUCGCGCGUAGAUAUAAUUAACGUCCGUUCAAUCACAUCACAUUAGAACCGAAAUUGACAGACACACAAAACACACACAAUGAAAAACAAAAUUAAAACAAAUCAUGUUUCUCUUCUUGCCAAAGAUCAAUUGAUAAGAAUGAUAUCUUGAUAAUAUUGUAAAUUGUUUUAAUUAAAUUAAAUUAAACGCGAGCUUCAUGUGCAAAAUAUAUUAAAUUAAGACAAAGAUACGAAGAAUAUCAUAAAAAUAUAAUUUUCAAAUUCUACAAA
This is a messenger RNA of Dalotia coriaria, 2635 nucleotides long. RefSeq names its product transcription factor Sp8 (gene Sp8). Gene Ontology annotation, molecular function: DNA-binding transcription factor activity, RNA polymerase II-specific; RNA polymerase II cis-regulatory region sequence-specific DNA binding. The coding region runs from base 457 to 1764 and encodes 435 amino acids. Gene Ontology annotation, biological process: regulation of transcription by RNA polymerase II. The transcript has 3 exons. NCBI's taxonomy places the organism in Eukaryota, Metazoa, Arthropoda, Insecta, Coleoptera, Staphylinidae. The record is from RefSeq and is a predicted model, not a curated record.